AUGCCCUCAUACAAAGAAAUAAAAGCAUACCAAGAUGAAGCCGUCGAAGCCUACCGCCUGAGGGGCAAGAUGACCUUUUCCACUGAAGUCAGGGAAUAUGUCUGGAGAGAGGAUGCAAAUCUUUGGUGUCUGACCCUUGUUAACCUUACAACGGGGGAUAUCUCCUAUCACGAGUGCCAAAUACCGUUUGCUGCAACGGGGCAGCUGGUAGAGCCUCGCCCCUGUGACAUCCCUGGUGCUGAGACAUUUCGAGGAGCCAUCUUCCACUCGGCAAGGCGGAGACAUGAUGUGUCUCUCGAGGGAAAGAAGAUUGCUGUGCUUGGGAAUGGAUGCACGGCUGCGCAAAUUGUUCCUGCAAUUGUUGAUAAGACGGAGUCACUCCACCAGAUCAUCCGCUCCAGGCACUGGGUACUUCCAGCUGCCAACUUCACCUACCCUCCUCUUCUCCAAUGGAUAUUCCAAUAUAUUCCUCUAGCCACGACGCUCCAUCGUCUUCAUAUCGUUUUGGUGGCCGGUAAUGACUUUCGUUUAUUCCCAAUGACAAAGGCGGCCGCAAAGCGCCGCGAGAGCCGAAGGAAGGCGACAGAGACGUAUAUGCACGAGACUGCCCCAGAGAAAUAUCAUGACCUCCUAAUCCCCGACUUUGAUGUGGGCUGCAAGCGACGUAUCUUUGAUCCAGGAUAUUUCAAGUCCUUGCACAACGAAAAGGUCGUUUUGAGUGACGCUAAAAUCACCGAGAUAGCUCCGGGUGGUUUAAAAACCAAAGACGGAUUCAUCCCUGCAGAUGUCAUCGUUCUUGCCACUGGCUUCCAAACCAACCAGUUCUCUCCAUACAUGCGCGUGCACGGCAAGGAAGGAACUCUGGAAAUGCAUUGGAUGCGUUCCGUGAACUAUGCUCUUCGCAUCUUGAAGCCAGCCCUCGACGGCACAGCGACCUCAGUUGAACUGAAGCAUACCGGGGAAGGCUGGUGGAGACGAAGAGUUUUUGAGGACAUUCUCGCCGAAUAUCAUGAGAACGCUCAAAAGGUUGAGCAGUCCGAACAAGAUGUGAUUUAUCAGACUUAUGUCUCCCAAAGUCCGGAAUGGCACCGGAAGAUGACCCGACAGCUCCUCCGCAAGGUGGAUGUGCAUCUCCUGCCAUGCCUAAUCGUCAUGUACUUGCUGAACUUUCUGGAUCGGAACAAUUUGUCUCAAGCCCGACUGGGCACUCUGGAGAAGGACCUGAGCAUGAAAGGGACAGACUAUAAUCUCGCGACCAGCAUCCUCUUUGUGGGAUACCUUCUCAUGCAGCUACCGUCUAAUCUCCUCCUCACACGGGUGCGGCCUUCGUUGUUUCUGGGGAUCACAAUGGCCAUCUGGGGGGUGAUAUCAGCCUGUCAGGCUGCCACCCAUUCCUUUACAGGCUUGGUCCUCGCACGAUUCUUCCUCGGCUUUGUGGAGGCCCCGUUCUUUCCUGGGGCCAUUAUGCUCAUGUCGAGUUGGUACACCCGCCAAGAGCUGAGCCAUCGAAUUGCCUGGUUUUACGCCGGAAGCUCAUUGGCCAACGCAUUUGGCGGUUUGAUCGGUGCCGGUGUCCUAAGCAAUCUAGACGGUGCCCAUAACAUAUCUGGAUGGCGAUGGUUAUUCAUCAUCGAAGGUCUCCUUCUGCCGAAUUACCCUGCCACCACAUCCUGGCUUGAUGAGACGGAGAAGUUAUAUGCGCAAUGGCGCCUCAUCCAUGACGCGGGAGAAGCCGACGAAGCCAAGUCGAACAAUCUCCGCGAAGCGCUAUGGCUGGUAUUUUCCGACAAGCGCAUCUACCUGUUCAUCUUGCUCCAACACACCUCGCUCCUGUCGCAGAACUUCCAGUAUUUCUUCCCAACGAUUGUCCAGACGCUCGGCUAUGGGAAUAUCGAGACUUUGCUGAUCACCGCGCCGGUUUGGAUUGCCACCUUUAUUGUCUCUCUUCUAGUGACAUGGUCGUCGGGCCGGACGAACGAUCGCGGUCUGCAUAUUAUAUCGUUGAUGCUCGUCAGUGUAGUCGGAUGCGUGAUCUGUACCGCGACCACGAAUAUCGGUGCCAAGUUCUUUGGCAUGUUUCUAAUGCCGAUGGGCGCCGUUUCCGCCUACCAGAUCAUUAUCGCAUGGGUGGCCAAUUCCUUCCCCCGGCCCCUCGUGAAACGGUCCGCAGCGAUCGCGACGGCAAAUAUGAUUGGCAACACGGCGUCCAUCUAUGGCAGUUACAUGUGGCCAUCGUCCGCCGGUCCGCGGUACAUCGCGGGUGGUAGUGCUACGGCCGGUAUCGCGCUCUUGGUCGCAAUCCUAGCAUUUGUCAUUCGGAUGGUCCAUGCCCGGAUGAAUAGGCGUCUCGACAUGGCCCAGGAGAGCGAUCAAGGUGAAGCUGGCGGAUUGGGAGGAAACCAUACAGGGAUUAGAUACAUCUUUGCCGUCAAGCUUCUGAGCCUCGCACAUCUUGGCAUACAUGCCUCCUUUUCCAAUCAGCUCGCUGUGCGUCCCGGCCUCCACAACCUUGCCAGCGUAGAAGACGAAGAUGCAGUUAGCGUCGCGGACGGUCAAAAGGCGAUGCGCCACCGCAAUGGACCACGCUGGGCUUGGAUCAAUAUGGCCAGCAUACAGGGCCGGAUAUACGAUGACAUCUACAGUCCAGGAGCCCUCAGGCAGCCUGCGCACAUCCGGACGUCUCAUGCCCGGGCUCUUGCGUCGGAGUUAAAAACUGCCAUGCAACAUGCGCAAGCCAUCCACGGCCAUUACGAGGCGAGCAAAGGGCAAGUGCUCGGACCGGAUUACCACGAAAUUGCAAAACGUUCCGAUAGAGCGCGCGGAAAGACGGUGUUCCCGGAAGCAUACAUCAACCGGACCAUCACCCAGUCUCCCUUCAUCCCUUUCAUCAUUCUGUUUUGCCACAUCAUCGAAACGCUCGAAGUCUCAGACCUCGAGCACGUGAGAUGUCUCGUCGAGACGCUCGAAUCUACAUCAAACUCCCGUGCACACGUCACAUGCAGCAAGCAACGUCGCCUCUUCAGGGAGUUGUAUGACGUCGCCGCCAAAUAUCUUGAGGCCAAAUCCCGCGCGGAUGGGGGGCCAGGGGAGAUGUGGUCGAUAGCUCGGCAGGAGGAUGCCGAUUUAGGAAUCAUGGGAGACCCAGGGACCACAAACACUGCAGAUGCCUCUGGACACAUGGCGUCUCAUGACGAAGCUGACGGGGACAGAAUGGGACUUGUCAAUGGGCUGGUCGCGCCCACGGCAUUACAGAACACGGCAUUUGCGGAUGUGGAGGUGGAGGUGGAAAUGGAUCUCUCUGGAGCUCAGCUUUGGGACUGGUUUGCCAAGAACCAGGCCAUUAUGAGGAUGCUUGAGGAUACAUAA
Molecule: messenger RNA, 3366 nt
Organism: Aspergillus nomiae NRRL 13137
Lineage: Eukaryota; Fungi; Ascomycota; Eurotiomycetes; Eurotiales; Aspergillaceae
Exons: 15
Coding region: 1-3366 (1121 amino acids)
Biological process (GO): transmembrane transport
Cellular component (GO): membrane
Molecular function (GO): transmembrane transporter activity
Source: RefSeq, a predicted model, not a curated record